GAUAUUCACGGGACAGUGGUGAUGAUAGUGGCUAGCUACUGCAGCUGCCUCCUUGGGGGAGUGUGAAGCAUACGGUUAUUGAUAUGAAGUCACUCAACGGUGCACCAACUAUGAGCAAUCGGACAGUAGUCUUAGUUUAAUCGACGCAAGUCCCUGUUGGGUUUCAUAAUUUUUUCGAGCAGAUACCUAGCAAUAAGACAGUGUGGGACAGUAACAUUCACCGCUGUCGCUAGCAGGCUAGUCUAGCAAGCUACAAGCUGACAUAUCAGUCGAACCCUGUUAAGAUAGCUCGCUAACAUUAGCUAGCUCAAACGAACGUCAGGGCAGCUAUGUUUGUACAAGAGGAAAAGAUCUUUGCUGGGAAAGUUUUAAAGAUUCAUAUAUGCACCAUGGAGGGUGUGGAAUGGCUGGAGGAAGUUACAGAAGAUACCACUAUUGAAAAACUUAAAGAAAGGUGCUUGAAACACUGUGUUCAUGGAAGUCUGGAAGAUCCAAAGGUUCUCACACACCAUAAACUUAUUCACGCAGCAUCAGAAAGGGUUCUUUCUGAAACCAAAACAGUAGCUGAUGAGAACCUUAAAGAAAAAGAUGUGCUUUUGUUAAUUAAAAAAAGACCACCUCCACCGCCACCCAAAAUGGUAGACAUUGCAGCUGAGGAGAAGAAGAAGCAAGAAAGUAAGGCCCCAGACAAAGAUGCCAUUCUUAAAGCCACAGCUAACCUAUCUACUCGACACACAGACCGCACAGUAACUCAGCACAAUAUUCGGGAUUUUCAGACAGAGCUAAGGAAGAUCCUUGUAUCACUCAUUGAAGUGGCACAGAAACUCCUUGCUUUGAAUCCAGAUGCAGUUGAGCUUUUCAAGAAGGCCAAUGCCAUGUUGGAUGAGGACGAGGAGGACCGGGUGGAUGAGACAGCCUUGCAACAGCUCACUGAAAUGGGCUUCCCUGAGAGCAGAGCAGUCAAGGCCCUCCGCCUAAACCACAUGUCAGUAACCCAGGCCAUGGAAUGGCUAAUUGAGCACGUGGAUGACCCCACUGCUGAUGCCCCUCUGGUGAACCAGGAGGCCUCGGGGGCAUCCGCUGCUGCUGCUGCUGCUGCUGCUUCUGCUGCUUCUGUUGCUGCUUCGGCGUCAGGCGCCACAGCCUCGGGACCUCUCUCCCGGAUCUCUGAGCCUUCCAGCACAGAGGAGGCCAAACAAGACGAGCUCACCGAGAUCUUCAAGAGGAUCCGACGGAAACGAGAGUUCCGACCAGACUCACGGGCUGUCAUUGCACUGAUGGAGAUGGGCUUUGAUGAAAAGGAAGUGGUCGAUGCCCUUCGGGUCAAUAAUAACCAGCAGGACGCUGCGUGUGAGUGGUUGCUUGGGGACCGGAAGCCUUCGCCAGAGGACCUGGACAAGGGAAUUGAUACCAACAGCCCUCUGUUUCAAGCCAUACUUGAAAACCCUGUGGUCCAGCUUGGCUUAACGAAUCCAAAAACUUUGUUAGCUUUCGAGGACAUGCUGGAGAAUCCACUGAACAGCACGCAGUGGAUGAAUGACCCAGAGACGGGGCCGGUGAUGCUUCAGAUCUCCCGAAUCUUUCAAACACUCAACCGCACAUGAAGGCAUACCUCAGCGCGGGUGUGCGGGGAUGGCAGGAGGAUCUGUAUGCCCAAAAGAGUCACAGGAGGGGAUGAAUGUAACAGUAAUAAUGAGAUAAAGUUGCAUAGUCCACAGAGAUUCUGCACACGUCCUUCACAUUUUGUUUUUUAUAUAUGUGUGUGUGUGUAUAUAUAUGUAUAU
Messenger RNA from Alosa alosa (allis shad), 1784 nucleotides. It is a transcript of the gene ubac1, whose product is annotated as UBA domain containing 1. Bases 330 to 1604 code for a protein of 424 amino acids. NCBI's taxonomy places the organism in Eukaryota, Metazoa, Chordata, Actinopteri, Clupeiformes, Clupeidae. Gene Ontology annotation, molecular function: protein binding. The record is from RefSeq and is a predicted model, not a curated record. The transcript has 10 exons.